Messenger RNA from Plutella xylostella (diamondback moth), 11927 nucleotides. RefSeq names its product cubilin. Gene Ontology annotation, molecular function: calcium ion binding. Lineage: Eukaryota; Metazoa; Arthropoda; Insecta; Lepidoptera; Plutellidae. The record is from RefSeq and is a predicted model, not a curated record.
UACAGUUGACCGUGUACACCUUUGUAUCUUGUCAAAUUUAGAACCGUCAUGACUCAUGAAUGAAUAGGAGGCGAUUUGUGAGUUUGACAAGGUACAAACGUGUAUAGCCACUUGUGAAGCUGACUGUACCAAAUGUAAUAAGAUACGGCUGGUUUUGAUCUCUUAUCAUUCUCGAAAGUGAACCGCCCAUCUACCACCUAUCAAUCAACCAGUUAUCAUGCAGCUUUUAACACAUGGCCCCUCUAUAUUAGAUAAAUAUUGUUAAAAUAUGGGCGUUGUUGACGCCCCAUUUUGAAAAUGAAUGGUCUAGAAUAGUCAAAUAACAGUUGACAGUUGAAUCGUUGAGGCCGGCCGCGUCACACAUGGACAAUGUCCAAAAUACUUUUAUUAUUUUUAAGUCUUACUUUUUUGUCCCUCGAUUGUGAAGUUUACAAAGAUCGUCCCAAAAUUAAAACUGACAAUGGUGAUUUAAUUCUCGAACCAGCCUUCGACAAGAACAUUUACUUACGUCCCAAUGGACCCCAGUCAGCAGUCUUCGUCGGUGACAUCAACAUUCUCAAUGUGAACACAUCGCAAAUCAUAUCAGAUGGAACAUCAACAGACAAGCAAACUCCAAUCACACUGGGAAGAAUUCUGGAAAGGUUAGACAAAUUAGAAAAACAAGUGAAUGAUAUGAACCCAUCAUUGAACUUAUCUCUUAUUUGGCAAAAACUUAGUCGUCAAGCUACUGUGAUACAUCGCCUGCGAAACGCCAUAAGAGAUGGUGUAACUGGAGACAAAUGUGAACCAAGACCUUGCCAAAAUGGAGGCACUUGUCUGAGCCUAGUAAACGACUACCAUUGCCUUUGUCCGUCAAAUUGGGAAGGAAAAGAUUGUAAUCUAGAUGUAAACGAAUGCCGAAACUUUGCCGGAACAGAUUUGGGUUGUCAAAACGGAGCAACUUGCAUCAAUAGGCCUGGCUCGUAUGAAUGUUUAUGCAGGUCUGGUUGGUUCGGAUUACAUUGUACAAGAAAAGCCAAAGAUUGCUUGGGGAGUGGUGGUGGAGGAGAUGACUUUGAAAUGUGCGGCCAUGGCACUUGCAUUCCCGUCCAAACUGGUGUAGGAAUUAAAUGCAUUUGCGAUCAAGGAUGGACAACUAAUGGAACCGACGUCAGCUGCUCAACAGACAUAAAUGAGUGCGAAUCAAAGCAAGGACCUCAUUGCUCUGUUAACCCUAAAGUUAAUUGCAUUAACCUCCCUGGCUCUUUCCGUUGUGAAGCCUGUCCAGCGGGCUACGAAGGAGAUGGUUACGUAUGCUCUGAUAUUGAUGAGUGUACGACAACACCCAAUGGAGGCUGCAGUACUAGUCCCAUGGUUACGUGUCAUAAUACAAUUGGCUCCCGAACUUGCGGACACUGCCCACCAGGAUACGUAGGUGAUGGAGUCACUUGUGCUUGGAGAGGAACUUGCAAGAUAAACCAUGGAGGCUGUCAUCCAUCAGCACAAUGUUUUGAGAGCCCCGCGCAAACUGGAGGUCAAAUUGCGCAGUGCGUCUGUCCUGUGGGAAUGGAAGGCGAUGGCGUUGGAGUCGAUGGUUGUUACAUAUCGCCGUCAAACAAUAUUACCCAAAACUGCGAGAACAAUCCCUGUGGACCUCACGGUCGGUGCCAUCAACUUACUCAAGGAUACACGUGUUUGUGUAUGAGAGGUUAUGGAGGGGCGCAUUGUAACUCUAUGAUCGAAUUCUGUUCAAGCAAUCCCUGUCAAAAUGGUGGUGUCUGCAGGCCGGAUGAAACGAAAAUAAGAGGAUUCAGAUGUGAGUGCACAGCAAGAUUUUCAGGUGAUGUUUGUCAUAUUCCUACUAAAACGUGUGGUGGAUUCUUGGAUGGACAAGAAGGAAGCAUUACAUAUCCGUUAACAAAUAGUUCCUAUAGUCAUAACUCUAGAUGUGCAUGGGUAAUUCAUACAUCAUCUUUAAAAGUUAUCAAUGUUACUUUUAGCAAAUUUGACAUCGAAGAUAAUCCGGACUGUUCUUAUGACUUUUUACAAAUUCACGACGGUCGUAGUUCAGCAAGCCAGCUACUAGGUAGGUUUUGUGGUAAAACUUUUCCGAAAGGUGGUAAUAUAGUAUCCAGCCAUAACUAUUUGUAUUUUUGGUUCCGAUCGGACGAGUCAGGGGCCAGAACUGGCUUUUCGCUCCAUUGGACGAGCAUCGACCCCGUUUGUGGUGGUGAAUUAGAUGCAAAAACUCACGGUCACAUCAGCUCACCCGGUUCCCCAGGAAAAUAUCCCCCUAAUCGUGAUUGUUACUGGCAUAUAACUACAUCAUUAGGCAAAAGAAUACAACUCCACUUUUUUGAGUUUGAUAUAGAAGCUCACAAGAAUUGUAGCUUUGAUUAUGUAGCUAUUUAUGACGGAGAACAUAUAACAGACCCGCUUAUCAACAAAUAUUGCAAUUCAAGUCAGCCAGCCCCUAUUCAAUCAGCUGGCUCGGAAAUACUAGUACACUUUCAUUCUGAUGGAAUUGGGUCAGGCAACGGGUUUCAAAUUUCCUAUGCAACAGUUGAAGGUGUGCCUGGAUGUGGUGGCUUAUAUACUGGUGAAAAGGGAGAAAUAUCCUCACCCACUUAUGAAGGGAAAUACAUAGAUAAUUUACUAUGUGAUUACGAAAUUAAGGCGCCCCCAGGAUCCAAAAUUCUUAUUAAGUUUAAAUCUUUCAAGCUCGAAACCUCGUUUCAAUGUAAAUAUGACUACUUGAAAAUGUAUGAUGGUCCUAACACAGAUUCUCAACUUGUGGGUCGUUUUUGCGGUUUAAAACAUCCACAAAGUUACACGUCAACAUCCAAUUCGAUUUUCAUUCAAUUCAAAAGUGAUCACAGUCUAAAUUCCGAUGGCUUUCACAUCACUUACGAAAUAAUUUGUCAGCAUUACAUUACAGGGGAUAGUGGAGUAAUUAAAUCACCUGGGUACCCUUUUAAUUACACAGAAAAUAAAGUGUGUGAAUAUAUUGUGAGUACCGCACCUGGGAAAGCAAUUCAAUUAACAUUCAGAGAUUUUGAUAUUGAGGACAAUAAGUACUUUAACUGUCAGUAUGAUUACGUAGAAUUACGAGAUGGACCUGAUAAGAAUUCAACCCUUAUGGGCAGGUUCUGUGGUUCGGAGCCACCCCAGGUGCAGACUUCAUCAUUGAAUUACAUGUACAUCCGUUUUAAUUCGGAUAUGAGUGUUUCUGGAACUGGAUUUUAUGCGAACUUUACAACUAUAGAUAUUAAAUGUGGGGGUAUACACAAGGACGCCACUGGGCUAAUAAGCCAUCCUAUUGGAUCUGCUAACACUUAUGAAAAAGAUCAAACUUGCACUUGGUAUUUGAUUGCUCCACCCGGACAGCGUAUUAAACUUACAUGGAACAGAUUUGAAAUAGAAGGUACACCAUCUUGUCAUAGUGAUUACUUGGAACUUACUGAAAUCGACUUAGAUAAUACCGAACACUCGAUGCCUAAAUUCUGUGGAAGUAGUGCACCACCAACUAUGACCACAGCAUCAAAUAGAUUAAAAAUAAAUUUCCGUUCUGAUAGUAGCGUCGAAUCUGCUGGUUUCUCAAUGUCGUAUACUUUUCUUGAUGAGAAGUCACAUUGCGGAGGGAUAUAUUUCAGAUCCCAUGGAUACAUAUACUCUCCUGGUUGGCCUCAAAGAUAUGAACCGAACCGUAAUUGUGUUUGGACAAUAACAGCACCGUUCGGUCAACAAAUAAGACUUAAUUUCUCUCGAUUCAAUUUAGAAAGACCAAUAAGAAAUAGUUGUGACCUCGGAGAUUAUCUAGAAAUUAGAAAUGGUGUUGCCGAUAAUUCUCCUUUAGUUGGUUCAUAUUGUGGCGAUAACGCACCUAAAAUGAUAACUUCUACCGGAAACUCUAUUUACUUGAAGUUUCAUUCAGAUUACUACUUUUCGGGAGCUGGAUUUCAAAUUGAAUGGGAUGGGACUUUGUUUGGGUGCGGCGGUACACUUACUGGAUCUAAAGGCUCUAUAACAUCACCUAAUUACCCCUUACCGUAUAAUGAGAAUGCAGAAUGUUUUUACAGAAUAGUAACCAGUCACGGAUCGAGAAUCAAACUUAUUUUUAAUGACUUAGAUCUCGAGAAAACACAUGGAUGUACCGACGAUUACGUAGAAAUAUUUGAUGGUCGUGACAGUAAUGCUCUCAGCCUGGGCAGAUAUUGCUCUAUGACAUUAAAUUCAAGUAAUAUUGAAACAUCUUCUAACUAUGCAUAUAUAAAAUUCCGUUCUGAUUUUAUUAUAAGCUCGAAAGGAUUUUCUCUGAAUUAUCACACUAUAUGCCAUAAUAAUGUUACUGGUAGCUAUGGAAUAAUUGAAAGCCCCGAUUUUCCUAAUCAUUAUCCUAUCAAUUUACAUUGCAUGUGGACUAUUACUGUUCCGUUAGGUAAUACUAUAAAUGUAACUUUUAGCGAUUUUGAUAUUUCAAGUAACUUAUUCCAUGAUUGGAGGUAUACCAAUUUUUCUAGAGCGGAACCUUUUAUAUUUUCGAGACUAUGUAGACAUGAUUAUCUUGACGUUAAGGAUCCAUCUGAUGUACAUAGCAUGAAAAGACUGUGUGGAUCUUCCAUACCAGCUAAAAUAAGCACAAAAAGUAACUCUUUGAGCAUUGAGUUUACUUCAUCGUCGUUUAUAACUAGAAAAGGAUUUCGUUUAGAGUGGGUAAAGAAUGGCUGCGGUGGACACAUACAAAAAAACUAUGGGGUUAUAAACUUUGAAACCCCACAGAUAACUACUGGACCCAUGGUUUGUGAAUGGAUUAUUGAAACUGCAACUGGAACCGGCGUAACAAUAUCGUUUUCUAAUGUCUACAUGUCUGAUAAAGUGAACUGUUCUGAAGAUUCCAUAGAAGUAUAUAACGGACCAACCGCAGAGUCUCCUUUGAUAAUGAAAAACUGUCACCAAUCGUUUGCUAUGGCUGAAGCUAGUACUACCAAUAUGAUUUUAUUGAGAUUUACAAAAUAUUCCAAUCUUCGAGACGUUAAAUUCCAAAGUCAUUUUUCGUCCAAGCCGUGGACUGGCUGUGGUGGGACAAUAAUUUCACAUUUUGGAACUAUAAGUUCUAUAAAUUUUCCGAAUAACUAUGACAAUAAUGUGGAUUGCAUGUGGACGUUAGAAGUACCAAUGAAUCAUCGAGUUGAAUUCAGUAUAAUAGAUUUAGAUUUAUACUUUGACGAAGAUAGUAAUGUUGGAGAUAAUAGCUGUGGUGAUUCGAUCAAAUUAUAUGAUGGUAUAUCGUUUACCUCCAACUACACUCAGAUCAUCUGUGGAAAUUCGGAUUUCCGAAAUUUUACAUCAAAAUCAAAUAUUCUUCGUGUUCAAUUCACUUCCGAUGGCUCUGGUACAGCAAAGGGUUUUAAAGCUAAUUUUGCCGUUGCAUGUGGCGCCUUAAUCUCGGCUAAAUACUCAGGUACAAUACGAAAUGAUGUUGUCUCUCAUUCGGAACAAAAUUGCACAUGGACAAUAACUGCAGAAAGGCCGGAAGAAAAAGUCAGUUUAACUUUAACACAUCUCUCAAUUCCCGUCAGUAAUGAAAUUCAAUCCAAUAGACACUGUCCUUCAACUUUUCUCAGGAUAUUGGACGGGGAUGAUAUCAAUGCCCCGAAAAUAGAUGAGUAUUGUGGUAAUAAAGUACCUCCAAUGAUAGUUAGCCAUGGUAGUGCUAUAACCGUUCAAUUAGGGUCAUAUGUAGGAUCGGUAAGCGGUAAAUUCUCUGCACACUACACGACAGUAGAAACUGCUUGUGGUGGAGAACUAACUUCUGAACAAGGUAGCAUCGCGACACCUAACUACCCGGGAUCUUAUCCAGCUAACACAAACUGUGAAUGGACUCUGAAAACAUCCCCAGGUAAUCGGGUUUAUAUCACAUUUGAAAGAUUCAACAUAGAAUACUCAGAAGGAUGUAAUAAAGAUUAUCUUGAAGUUCGUGAAAAUAAUGGAGGAGGACGAUUAUUAGGGCUAUAUUGCGGUGAUGACAGCCCUACAAAUGUUACUGUAGCUUCAGUAAUGUAUCUAAAAUUUCAUAGUGACGGAGAAGAUAGCACAAGGGGAUUUAUAUUGCACUACGAAUUCCUUCACGGCAAUGAUAUAACAGGGAAGGAUUAUGGCGAAAUAGCCUCGCCAUUAUUUCCUAACUCUUAUGAAGGAGCUUGUGAAUAUUCCUGGCGUAUUACCACUAGUGGAUCAGAGCCUAUAAUAUUAACCAUUCAACGGGCAGAAAUACCAGUGCGUAGUUUAGACUGUUAUAAUUAUUUAUCUAUUUACGAUGGAUUCAAUGACGAAGCCCCCUUGCUUAAGCGCAUAUGUGGAAUUCAGAAAUCAAUAACAGUCAAAACAUCUUCUAAUAUUGCAUUUAUAAAACUGAGCCUUGAUGAAACUAAUACCGGGUCAUUAUUCGUUAUGAGGUGGAAGAAGGGUGAUGAUGCAUCUGCAGAUACAGGAAAUGAAAGUGAGAAAUUAAAUUGUGGCCUUAAUAGUACCAAAAUUAUACUUCCUGGUUCUGAUUAUGAAGUAAACUCACCAAAUUUCCCCAAAGAUUACGAUGAUAACCUUAACUGUGAGUGGAUAUUCAAAGCAACAUCGGGACGACAUUUAAGUAUCAAAUUCAAUCAGUUGUCCAUUGAAGAACAAUCAAAUUGUUUUGCUGAUUAUAUAUCUGUAUUUUCUUCGACUGACGGUACGGAAAUUUGGAAACCUGUUGCUGAAAAAAUAUGCACCGGUUUACCCGAGUAUAAUUUAAAUUUUGAUUCAUAUAUGAAAGUUGUCUUUGUUACUGAUAUUUCACAAACAUCACGUGGUUUUAGUGCAAAGGUGACCUCCAAGUGUGGUGGCACAGUUUCAAGUUUGUCUGGCGUAAUCAGUCCUAGUUGGCAAGAUUGGAACGGAGAAUUUAACUAUUUGAAAACUUGUAAUUGGCGAAUAAAAGUUAGGCCGGGCAGAACUAUCAGUCUACGAUUUUUAGAUUUUAAUAUCACAAAUAUAAAUAACAAUUGUGAAAAUUAUGUCCUUAUCCGAAAUGGCGACUCGGAAGAAGCACCCAUUUUAGGAAGUGGAAAGUAUUGUGGAUUUACUCGCUUAAAUCCUUCAGAUAUAAUUUCAAGUUCGAGUAAUGCCGUUUUUAUAACUUACAAAUUUAAAGGACCCAAAUUCCAAAACUUCAGGGUUCGCUACGAAGAAGAAAAUGUUGAAUGUGGAUCAACAUCAAUAUUGGAUUUUAACCAAAAGUGGCAAGUAAUUAAUUCACCGAAUUACCCUUCUGUCCCUACUCCGUAUUCUGAAUGCGUUUGGGUAUUUAAAUGUCCUCCAGGUGAAAUUAUGUCUAUAAAUUUUAUAGAUAGAUUUGAUUUGGAAAGAAACAAAGAUUGCACUGAAGAAUAUGUUGAAAUACGUGACGGACCGUCGGCUAUGUCGCCCCGCAAAGGUAGAUAUUGUGACGAAAGACCUGGAACUAUAAAAACGACGAAUAAUGCGGUAUAUAUUAAAUACACGACGCAGAUUCCAAAUCCAAGAGAUGGUUUUAAAGCUAAUGUUAGCAUUGAUGUAUGUGGUGGAACCAUUAUUGCUAACAAUGGUGAAGUUUCAUCCCCUGGAUACCCUCAUAUGACAGCGUUACCUAUAGGAUCAGUCUGUGAAUGGAAAAUUAUCGGUUAUAACGGACGCGUUUUUAAAAUACGACCUCAAGACAUACAUCUUCCUGAUUCAGAGGCAUCCUGUGCAACUAAAGUUACUAUAGAAGAAACGCUUAAAGUUAAUAACACACGCAACAUUUUGAGAACUAUAUGUAAUGACGACGAUGAUACAAGUAGGAUGUCCAUUGUGGAGUCAACAUUAAAUGAAGUAGUAAUAAAGUUGUAUAUUGGUAAACCUAGUGAAAUUAACUCGUUUUCAGAAUCCCGUGGGUUCCGUUUUACAUUCAACUCAAGUAGACCAACAUGUGGUGGCUCUCUGUCCGUAUCAGAAGGUUAUUUAAUGACACCAGCAUACCCUCUUUACACUACACUACGAUAUUGUCAGUGGCUAAUAACAGCUCCAAACAAAUCAAGAAGAAUUCGAUUGGAAAUACAAGACGCCGAUUUCAAUUUGGUCAAAAUAGGAGUUUUCAAUGAUUUGAGAUUACAGUCAAGUAUAAAGAACACAACAGAAGUUAAUGUUUUUGAGUCGUCUGGUAAUGAGUUAGCUAUUUAUUUAUGGCUAUUUCAAUCAGUAACUGAACAUAGAUUUAAAGCCAAGUUUACUUCUGAUGAAGAGUCUCUGUGUGGUGGAUCACUUUCAGGUACAACCGGCGAGUUAUUUUCACCAGCGUUAGAGAGAACGUACACAUGUGACUGGCAUUAUGUUAAUCAGAGAUCUAUUCAUAAUGUACAAAAUAGUACAAUUAAUGUAGAGGUAACCGUAAAUUCUUCAUCAUCGAAGACGCGUUGCCGAUACUCUGACCCAAAAUUAAUUAUAAAAGCUACUAUAGGGCCAGGUUUAAUGUUUUACAGAUCAUUAUGUGGUAAUAUGAUUCAAUCGUAUAGAAUCCCUACUUCAAAUAUGGAUCUAAGAGCUCUCCAAAACGAAAGAAGUUCACUUAACUUCCAUGUUUCCUGGAAAACUCAGCCAUGUGGUGGUACGGUACAUGUUAGUCAAAGUGAUAAAAAUAUUUUAAAUCUUCCUAAUAAUUAUAAUGGAACGCUAGAUUGUGCAUGGUUAAUUUUAGUACCAUUCAACUCAAGAGUUGAAAUGAAACUUCAGGGUUCAUUCAAGUUAGACUGCACUAAAGAAUUUCUACAAAUAAGUCAGGGAUUAUCAGAUAACCCUCUUAUAUUAAAAGAAUAUUGUAAAGAUUCAACGCAGGAAACAGCUUUUAGUGUCAAAUUUAGUUUCUUAUAUAUUCAGUAUCACUCAGAGUCCACCAAUAAUGAUUUGAAAUUAUUGGUUAGUACAAAAAGUAAUCAGUGCGGAGGACUGCUGACGAAAUAUGAAAACACAUUCCAGUCCCCCAAUUUUCCAAAGAAUUAUAUAGAAAAUCAGGAAUGUGUAUGGGAAAUUAAGGCUGAACAAGGAAGCCGUGUUUCACUACAAUUUGUCCAACGUUUUGUAAUUGAGCAAAGACCUAAUUGUACUAAAGAUGCAGUCAUUAUAUACGACUGGCAAGAAGGUCGAUACAUUGAAGUAGCUAAAUUAUGCGGGAGAGAAUUACCUCAUGCUUAUAACUCAAGUGGGAACCGAAUGAAAAUUAUACUGAGGACUGAUUCUGAUAUUAACUUGGAUGGCUUUAAAGCAGUGUGGACACCUAUAUGUGGUAGUAACUUUAAUGCUUCAGCAGAGGAAAAGUUUCUUUACAGCCCAGGAUAUCCAUUUGAAUAUUUAUCUAGUUUAGAUUGCAACUAUAAAAUUUCAGCACCAGGCCAAAAAAUAAUUCUAAAAUAUUUAGAUUUAGAAGUAGAAGGUCCGUAUCCUCAAUGUGAAUAUGAUAACUUGACAAUAACAGGUAGUACAGGCAAUGAAGCUAUCAGGUUUAUAUAUACCUUUUGUGGCUCGAAUUUCUAUAAAAACAGUGACGUAUUUACUGAUGAAGUAAUCUUAGAGUUUAAAUCUGAUCGAUACGUUCAAAAGAAAGGAUUUAAAUUAUCGUAUCAAAUAUUUUCAUGUGGAGGUCACAUUACUACUCCCACUAUACUUAAAUCGCAUGACGAUGGUGAACAAUAUGAAUCAAACCUUAACUGCACAUGGUUAAUUACAGCACCAAAGGAUAAAGACGUUGUACUUAAAUUUUUGUACAUAGAUUUGGAAGACAGUAGUGAUUGUAGCACAGAUUUUGUUGCUGUCUAUAAUGGUCGGAGCAUUGAUGAAACUAAACGUACUGCACUCAUGUGUGGUCAUGUUAAUUCUUCGACCGUUAUUAAAGGAAAUGGUAAUGCAAUGGUGCUUAACUUCUUAAGUGACUUUGGUUUAAGCUACACCGGUUUUAAAGUAGAAAUUUUAUUUAGUUUAAGUAAAGAAGCGGGAUGUGGAGGUCUAGUUAAUGUCAUGGCAGAAGGCACUCAAAUUAUAAAAUCACCAUUGAUUGGCAGUAACCUUUUAUACGAAAAUUUCCUGAACUGUCACUGGGAUAUACAAGCUCCACCUAAUCGUGUUAUCAUGGUUGAAUUUACAAAAUUCCAUAUAGCACCAUGCAAAAAUGUAAAUCAAACUGCUCUAGGGUACAGUAAAUGCAAUUGUGACAUGGUUGAAAUACGAGACGGCUUAAACCCAAACAGUCUUGUCAUUGGUGUUUACUGUGGCCAUACACUGCCGCCAAAGCUGACAUCAUCUGGAAACUUUAUGAGCUUAAGAUUGUAUACAGAUGGGGAUGUUUCUAGUUCAGGAUUUGAAGCCCGAGUGAGUGUCCGUGAACCAACAUGUGGGCAAUCAUCUUAUCGACUGCAGAGUGCCGUCCAGACUAUUAAAACUCCAGGAUUUGAUAAAGGACUAAUUCCACGAGGAGAGCACUGUGUGUAUUUAGUUUAUUCAGUUCAAGCACUAUAUUUAACCAGUCAUAUCAGAAUCAAAUCUUUGGAUUUGCAAGAAGGGUUACAGGAUAAAAAUGUUUGUGAUAAGGACAAACUAGUUAUAACCACUAUGCCCAGCAGCUUCAAUGACACACUGGGUAAAACUUUCAUGCUACGAAGAGGAGGUGAUGAAUUUUUUAGUAACUACUACUCGAUGUACCAAGCAGAUCUGAAUCUGCCGGAAUCUUUCGUUUUUUGUGGGAAAAAAUCUUCAGUAGAUCUUUAUGUUACAGGGGAUGUUAAGAUUAGUGUGCAAACAUCGCCGGAAUCAGAUAACAUUAAUCAUAAAGGCGUGGAACUGGAAAUCAAUUACGGAAGUUAUUGUCCAAGAAACUUUAGUGAUACUCAAGGAAGAAUUUCUGUAAUACCGACUAUAGUGUCUGACAAGCAAUCGCGGGAAUGCUUCACCCUAAUAACAGCUCCUGAAAAUCACACCAUUUCAGUGUAUCUUCUUACAGUGAGCACAAGUUAUUGGAAUGACCAAGUGUAUUUUGAAAUACUGGAUGGAGAUAAAGCCAAUGACAAAAGACUCUUAAAAAUACAAUCAGAUUAUGAGGAUAACACGUCAGUAUUUUCAACUGGCAGGCAUUUGCUGCUUCAUAACCAUGGAGUCGAGGGAGACUUAUUAACUUAUGACUUGAUCUAUAUGACCACGGACAAAGGUCCAGGAUGUGGGGGCAAGCUACACAGUAUCCUAGGACAAGUCACCAGUCCCAUGUAUCCAGAUGUUUACCGUAGAAUAGCUACUUGCGAAUGGGAACUAGAGACUCCAGUAGGUUCAACAUUACAUCUACACUUUGCAGUGUUUGAUUUAGGUAAGCUCUGUGAACAAAAUUAUGUUCAGCUCGUUAAUAGAAAAGGGCAAGUAAUUUCCACGUACUGUUUAGAAACGCCUGCUGAUUAUUUUAGUGAAGACAAUUAUGUUAAGAUAGUGUUUAAGACGACCAUGAAUAAUGCAGGAACAGGCUGGGUGGCCAUGUUUGUAGGGACUAAGUGAGUUGGUUUGCUGAACUACAUACUUCGUGUUCUUGUCUUUAUUAUAAAAACAAAAUAAAAAGUAUACUUAAAUUGAUGGAAAAAAGAGUUAUUGUGGAUAUCAUGGUUCAAAAAAGGAAUAUUUAAGUAGGUAUCAAUCAGUGCUUCUCAUUAAUCCGUUGAAACUUGAAAACCGAAAUCAGAAAAAUCCUAAAGAAUUUACUUUUCAAUUGUCUUAAAUCAGAGUAUUAUUUGUUGUACUAUAAAUUAUGUAUCAUUCAUAUGUUAUAAAUCUAGUAUAAUUAUAUUUAACAAAAUAAUUGUUAACUCUUUUUUGUGAUUAUUACCGGCCAUAAUGAUAAUUCAAUAAAAAUAUUAUACUUAAUAUAA